ACGCGUCGGUAGCGCACGAACCAUCACUGAAAACAUGGAAGUCAGCGUUUGCCUCGUCGCCGUCAUGAUCACCUUACCCCUGGUGGCCGGCAAUGAGUACCGGCUGUGUGGCACGGCACCGACUAGAGAAGACCAUUACGCGGAUGGUGCCACGUCGUCUUCGAAAGUGUCACCAGUGCACUGGCCCUGGAACGCUGCCAUCCACACAAUCGCCAAGUUCCGGCCCGAGCAGUACUGCGCAGGAGCGCUCAUCAGCGAUCAGCACGUGCUCACCGCAGCCCACUGCAUUGACAAACGGACAAGCGAUGGCAUACGAGUCCACCUGGGAUCAUGGCGACGCAGCACACUCGACAAGGGCGAAGUCGCAAUGUCCGUCAAGGAAAUGUGCAUUCACCAGAACUAUUCUGGCAGCGCCAACGAUAUUGCCAUCAUAACUCUUGCACAGCCGGUGAACUUCACAACUGCCAUUUCACCAGUCUGUCUCCCUUACCGAAAGGAAACUUUCCCAACAGACUCCGAGGCAUACACGGCGGGAUGGACCGCUAGACCGCGAAAGGGAUACCGUCGCAUGAGCAGAUCCCUCAAGGAGCUGAAGCUGACUCUUCUGAGCAAGAACUCCUGCUUGAAGCACUUUGAUAUCGUUCUUGCCGACGACGUGCUAUUACAAUCGGGGGGGGGGGCAACUCUUGCACAGCCGGUGAAUUUCACAACUGCCAUUUCACCAGUCUGUCUCCCUUACCGAAAGGAAACUUUCCCAACAGACUCCGAGGCAUACACGGCGGGAUGGACAGCUAGACCGCGAAAGGGAUACCGUCGCAUGAGGAGAUCCCUCAAGGAGCUGAAGCUGACUCUUCUGAGCAAGAACUCCUGCUUGAAGCACUUUGAUAUCGUUCUUGCCGACGACGUGCUGUGUGCGCCACAUGAUGGUGGCUCACUUUGCGAGGGAGACAGUGGAGCACCUAUUAUGCAAAACAUCGGGGGACACUGGUUCUUGCAGGGGGUUCUUUCAGGUGGUCCGCCUACCUGUGGAGACUCGACGCUGCCUAUGGUUUUCACCCGAGUUGCUAGCUUCAUGGAAAAUUUCAUCAAUCCUUACUUCAAAGCCAAAUCUCGAGAUGCAAAGAAAAAGUUUUGCACCCUUAAGUGAAGGACCGAGGGCGUCCGUGGUAGCCGGAGGGCAUGGAAACGCUACUCACAAGCACGGGAGAAGUGCCCGAAUCAGUGCCAUUUCACACUCCAUUAAUUAUGCCAUCAUUAUUUAUGCCGCGAAAUUCAUGCGCACCAUUUAAUGCUCAACUUCAUAACUCUCGUCACUUUUGUGAAUUGUGAAAAUCAUUCCCACUCUAGUCGAAAAACCCUUUGUUCUUUAUUUAUGCUCUAUUGAUUCAAUUUCAAAAUAUUUAUGCCUGCUCUUUUAUACAUACAAUACAAAGCACUUUGCUCUUGAGUUGAUUCUAAGAGGACACGGAUGUGAAGUCAUUAUUUGUUAUUUUAAAGUAGGGUCAUGCGCAAGAAAUAAAAAAAAUAAAUGCUUAGAACCUAAUCUUUGCGUAGAGUUUAGCACAGCUUCUCAUCACUGUACACGCGAUUAUUCCUCAGACGAUAUUUCUCAGACGAUAGUGCCCUUCAGCAAUAACAGAGAAUGCGCAAGUCAUGCUUUAAUAUGUGUAUAAAGAAGAUAAAAUGUUGUGCACAGCCGCAACUCUUGGCUUUUCAUACUGAUUUCGUAUAAUUUGUGAGAAUUUUUUUAACGCAUAGGCAAAUAAGGCCGUCGUAGAUCACAAACAAUGUUGCAUCAUUGUUCACCACGUCCUUUAGUAUAUAUUUGUAGCAGCUUAGCGACGUCAAUAAAACAACAAAAGAAGUGGUAUAUUCAGUGGAAACUAAUAGCACAUGAGUGUGUGAUGCGAGCUUCAAUACAUGAAAAGCAUUGGUAUUCUUUCAUUCAGAGUUGCGACAAAGCACGCAUAAGA
Rhipicephalus microplus (southern cattle tick) is the source of this 1973-nucleotide messenger RNA. RefSeq names its product chymotrypsinogen B-like. NCBI's taxonomy places the organism in Eukaryota, Metazoa, Arthropoda, Arachnida, Ixodida, Ixodidae. The record is from RefSeq and is a predicted model, not a curated record. Gene Ontology annotation, biological process: proteolysis. Gene Ontology annotation, molecular function: serine-type endopeptidase activity.